Talaromyces rugulosus is the source of this 1488-nucleotide messenger RNA. RefSeq lists its product as uncharacterized. The record is from RefSeq and is a predicted model, not a curated record. The transcript has 2 exons. NCBI's taxonomy places the organism in Eukaryota, Fungi, Ascomycota, Eurotiomycetes, Eurotiales, Trichocomaceae. Bases 1 to 1488 code for a protein of 495 amino acids.
AUGGAUACAAACGCUGUCCUUGACCUCGUUCACGAGGUACAGGGCCAACUCUGGGUCGAUAAAGUUAAUGAAGCCCACAGAACAGGCCGUCUCUGUCAGUGGGUAUCAACUUUCCAUCCCGAUAAGCUUCCUUGUCAACUCGACGGUUCCUUUUAUUAUGGCGCAUUCAAUGCCGGCAUAAAAAUGGUUUUCAGCGAUAGCACUGCUUGGAUGGUUCGUUUUCCUCGUGUGGGGAGAGUCUCUGAUGAUUACACCGACGAGAAGGUCGCCGUGGAGGUGACUGUUCUAAAUCUCAUCCGCAAUAGGACUACCAUUCCUGUCCCGACAGUCCACGCAUGGGGUUCUGCAUCAAGCAACAUGAUUGGCUUAGGGCCGUUUAUAAUUAUGGACUUCAUAUAUGGUGUUAGCCUUAGCGACCUUCUCAAGGAUCCUGACGCCGAGCGCCCAACUAGACUUAUGAAGGAAGACAUCAGCGACAGCGAAAUUAAAGCUAUCUACCGGCAAUUGGCAAAUUUUAUGCUUCAGCUCUUCAAGCUUGAUUUUGGCCGAGUUGGCAGCCUACCAUCGCCAACAGCUGUUGCCCAAAGCCCUACACCAAAUCGCCCGCUAACGUUCAAGGCCCAUAGCAUUCUACAAAAUGGAGGAGUUGACACCUUUGGUGAUCGAGACCAAGGUUUUACGACAACAACCGAAUAUUUCCAAUAUGUCAUCGGGCAGGACUGGAAACAGCUUCUUGACCAGUCAAACUCGGCUUUUGGCGUUUAUGAUGCUCAAAACAAAUAUUUGGCGUUCAAGGUCUUAAAAGACUUGAUACAUGAUUUUGUCAAUCCAAAGUAUGACCGUGGCAAAUUUAAGCUAAUUUGUGAUGAUCUCGGCUUAGCAAAUUUGAUCGUCCGGAGCAAGGAGGAUCUUACAGUUGUCGGAGUAGUAGAUCUUGAGUGGUCCUAUAUCGGACCCGCCCAGUUGUUUGGCUCAGCACCAUGGUGGCUUCUCCAGGAUAGACCUGUGAACAGCGUAUGGGACUACAAUGGUGAUGAGCCGCCCAAGAUUGCUGCUCGAUACUUCAAAUGCCUCGAUAUUUUCAUGCAUGUUUUAGAGGAGGAAGAGACAAAAAUGCCAGGAAACGAGGAGAGAGAGCUCUCCAGCCUCAUCAAGUGGUCGCAAGCCUCUGGGGCCAUGUGGCUGCAUAUGCUCCUUUCAUCCGGCUUCAAUGAGUGCCGUAGCUUUCCCUUUAUGCAGCUGCGCCGACAUUUGGGGGAUACUGAGUGGGCGAAGCGUGAAAUGGAAUUUGACAACGCAGAAGAGCUGGAAGAAUUUACGGCGCGGAAGUUGGGCGAAUUGGAUAGGUAUGAUGCAGCCUUGGAGAAGCUCGAGGGGGACAAAGAGCUCGUAGAUAGCAGGAGGAUGACGAAGGAGGAAUUCAUUGCAAAGGCAAUAGAAGAGCACAAUUGUCCCCACCUAUACAGCCAACGAGGACACAAGAAAUGA